Molecule: messenger RNA, 3693 nt
Organism: Cavia porcellus (domestic guinea pig)
Lineage: Eukaryota; Metazoa; Chordata; Mammalia; Rodentia; Caviidae
Gene: Enpep
Product: glutamyl aminopeptidase
Exons: 20
Coding region: 213-3053 (946 amino acids)
Biological process (GO): peptide catabolic process; regulation of blood pressure; proteolysis
Cellular component (GO): cytoplasm; plasma membrane
Molecular function (GO): zinc ion binding; metalloaminopeptidase activity; peptide binding
Source: RefSeq, a predicted model, not a curated record
CUGCGCCCGCCCCUCCGCUGCCCCGCGCCCGCCGCCGCGCUGUCCCCGCCGCGGGCCCCGGACGAGUGGACGCGGACGUGGACGGGAACGCGAAGCGGAGGGCUGCCGGCCAGGGCAUCCCUUCCAGCUUUGGGGAGGAAGUCAGCUGACCCCGCUCAUCUUGGCUCCGGAGCGCGCUCUUCCACGCAUCACUUGGGGCCGCAGCCGCCACGAUGAACUUCGCGGACAAGGAGGACUCCCGGAGGUACUGCAUCCGCGGCUGGCACGCGGCCCUCAUCUGCGCCGUGGUGGUGGCCGUGGGGCUCAUCGUGGGACUGUCGGUGGGCCUGACCCGCUCGUGCCCGGACGUGUCCACCACCGUCCCGGGCCCCCCGCACUCGACGGCGGCCCCGCCGCAGGACCAGAGCGCCUGCCCGGCCAGCGAGGACGCGAGCGGGCCGUGGACGAACUUCAGGCUGCCGGACUCGGUGGUGCCGGAGCACUACGACCUGGAGCUGCAGCCCGAGCUGGAGCAGGACACCUACACCGGCAACGUGACCAUCACGCUGCGCCUGCAGGAGCCCAGGAGCUACUUGUGGCUGCACGUGCGUGACACGAAGGUCACGCGCGUGCCCCAGCUGUACACGCCCGCGGGCGCGCAGGUGCGGGUCUCGCGCUGCUUCGAGUACAAGGCGCAAGAGUUCUUGGUGCUGCAGACCGCGGAGCAGCUGCCGGCCACUCAGGGCAACGGGCUCUACCGCCUGCGCCUGGAGUUCGCGGGCCGGCUGGACGGCUCGCUCGUGGGCUUCUACCGCACCACCUACGUCGAGGACGGUCAAGUCAAGAGCAUCGCAGCCACUGAUCAUGAACCAACCGAUGCCAGGAAAUCCUUCCCUUGCUUUGAUGAGCCCAACAAAAAGGCAACUUACACAAUAUCUAUCGUCCACCCCAAGGAAUAUCAUGCACUUUCAAACAUGCCCGUGGAGCACAGUGAAACACUGGAUGACAGGUGGGUCCGAACCACUUUCCAGAAGUCUGUCCCCAUGAGCACGUACCUGGUGUGCUUCGCCGUGCAUCAGUUCACCACCGUGCAGAGGACCUCCAAGUAUGGAAAGCCGCUCACUAUUUAUGUCCAGCCACAGCAAAAGCACACAGCUGAAUAUGCUGCAAACAUAACCAAACUUGUGUUUGAUUACUUUGAAGAAUACUUUGCUAUGAAUUAUUCUCUUCCUAAGUUAGAUCAAAUCGCUAUUCCAGAUUUUGGCACCGGUGCCAUGGAGAACUGGGGACUCAUCACCUACAGGGAAACAAACCUGCUCUACGACCCCAAGGAAUCGGCCUCAUCCAACCAGCAGCGAGUGGCCACAGUGGUUGCCCAUGAACUUGUGCACCAGUGGUUUGGAAAUAUUGUGACCAUGGACUGGUGGGAUGACUUGUGGCUAAAUGAAGGAUUCGCUUCUUUCUUUGAGUUCCUGGGAGUGAACCACGCAGAAAAAGACUGGCAAAUGCUUGAUCAGGUGUUACUUGAAGAUGUAUUACCUGUGCAGGAAGAUGACUCUUUAAUGUCUUCCCAUCCAAUUGUUGUUUCUGUGGAAACCCCUGCUGAAAUCACGUCUGUGUUUGAUGGAAUCUCCUACAGCAAGGGAGCUUCCAUUCUGAGAAUGCUGCAAGACUGGAUGACGCCUGAGAAGUUUCAAGAAGGAUGUCGGCUUUACCUGAAAAACUUCCAAUUCAAGAAUGCAAAAACUUCAGAUUUUUGGAAAUCAUUGGAAGAGGCCAGUAACCUGCCCAUAACGGAAGUGAUGGACACCUGGACCUCCCAGAUGGGCUACCCCGUGCUGAUCGUCGAUAACCAAAGGGUCCUCACCCAGAAGCGCUUCCUGCUGGACUCCAGGGCAGACCCAUCCCAGCCGCCCUCGGCUCUUGGUUACACAUGGAAUAUUCCAGUUAAAUGGACCGAAAAUAAUGUAUCAAGUACUGUAGUCUACAAUAGGUCAGAGAAAGAAGGAAUCAUUUUGACAUCUUCUGAAUCUACGACAAGUCACUUUGUCAAAAUAAACCCAGAUCACAUUGGAUUUUAUCGUGUACGUUAUGAAGAAUCAACUUGGAAACAGAUAGCUUCUGAGCUUGUGUCAAACCCAGAGAACUUUGCUUCUGCUGACCGUGCAAGUUUUAUUGAUGAUGCUUUUGCCCUGGCAAGAGCUCAGCUUCUAAAUUAUACAGAGGCUCUGGAAUUGACCAAGUAUCUCAACAAGGAAGAGAAUUAUCUGCCGUGGCAGAGAGCCAUCACAGCCUUGACCUACGUCGUUAGCAUGUUUGAAGAUGACGAGGAAGUGUACCCGCUGAUGCAGGCCUACUUCCAAAAUCAAGUGAAGCCCCUUGCAAAUUCCCUUGGAUGGACAGAUACUGGUGACCACCUCACAAAGUUGCUCCGUGCCUCUGUGCUAGGCUUUGCCUGCAAGAUGGGUGAUAAGGAAGCCUUGAACAGUGCUUCUCAGUUAUUUCAGCAGUGGCUAGCUGGGGCUGACAGUAUUCCUGUAAAUCUCAGGCUUCUGGCUUACCGGUAUGGCAUGCAGAACUCUGGCAAUGAGACUUCAUGGGACUAUACUCUAAAAAAAUACCAGAGCACUUCAUUAGCUCAAGAAAAAGACAAACUGCUUUACGGGUUAGCAUCGGUGCAGAGCGUUUCUCUUCUGGCAAGGUAUCUGGACUUGCUCAAGGACCCAAACGUGAUUAAAGCGCAGGACGUGUUUACAGUCAUCCGAUACAUCUCCUAUAACACUUACGGGAAGCGCAUGGCCUGGAACUGGAUCCAGCUCAACUGGGACUAUCUGGUGGACAGAUUUACGAUCAAUGACAGGUACCUGGGUCGCAUCGUCACGAUAGCAGAGCCGUUCAACACAGAAUUGCAGCUCUGGGAGAUGCAGAGCUUUUUUGCAAAAUACCCAGAUGCUGGAGCAGGACAGACACCUAGGGAACAAGUUCUUGAAACAGUGAAGAACAAUAUUGAAUGGCUAAAGCAAAACAGAAACCCUAUAAAAGAAUGGUUUCUUGCUAUAACGAAGGAUGGUUAAUGUGUUCAAAUGUCAUGCUGUAAUUUUGCAAAUCUGUAGUUUCUCCUGUUAAGCAAAACAUUGAGUACCUAAUUUACAGCACUGCAGGGGGAGCCUGCUUUUGCUGAGUGCUAUGUUGAUGUCUGGCAAAGCUUUUAAAUUGUUCUUCUUUGUUUAUGAAGGAAGAUGCUAAUAGAGUAUUUAAUAUACUCAGGGAUUUCUUCUAAGUGUACUUCAUAGGAGAUUCUUUACAAACUGAAGAGAAUUUAAUAGUCAUUUUAAUGUCUUUAAAUAUCAUUCUUUGUAUCUUAAAUCUGUGAAAAUAGAACAAUUUGGUCUUAGCUUUACAUUUUUAGUACCAAAGAAACACCACUUAAUCUGCUCUCUUGAUUGAUUUUUAAAGUUUAAAUACCAGUACUUGAGGGACACAUUACCAUCUUAAUCUUUAUUUUAUUAUUCUGAAUUACACAGACCUAAUAUCAUUUUAUUCACAUAUGUCUUACUACUUUAAAUCCUACCAAAGUAACCUGAGCUUAAAUUUUGCUGGAGAACUGCAUGAAUUAACCAAAGAAAUGGCUGACUGUUGGCUUUUCUCUUACAAAAUCAACAAGAGAACUCUUCAUUCUUUUUUAAAAUAAAUCUAAAUUAUUACCUUGAAAAA